Messenger RNA from Symbiodinium pilosum, 394 nucleotides. The record is from the annotation of a GenBank genome assembly. Lineage: Eukaryota; Dinophyceae; Suessiales; Symbiodiniaceae.
GUGCUACUUUGCCAAGCACCACCACACGUCCCAGGAAGCCGAUGAUGUUGGCAUGGCAGCUGCCGAUGUGGGUGAGAAGUUCAAUGCCCAGCUAUUAGGUUGCGUCGCAGACCCGAAGCGGGGCUCCGAAAACACCUGCACGGAGGACACUCGUGUGGACAAGCAAAGGGCGGCCUUUCCGCUGGUAGUUCCGGACUGGCAAGGAGGGGUCCAUGCGGAACUACUUCUGAGGCUGAUCCGGAGUGAUGGCCCACAGUGGCUACCAUCAGAGGUCGAACCCUUGGCACUUCGUCGGGGUGCGCCAAUGGUCAGCGAUGUCCUUGUGCAUUUGUCAGGUGAGCUCGAAGACGACCAACGCGAGGAACUUGUCGAACAAAGCGUAAAUUCCGUAUGA